AUGAACUCUUCGGUCUGUGAGGUGUCACUGAUGUCACAAAGAGAUGUGGACAACUUCUCCCUUAAUGUGGCCAGCCAAUCUGAGCCUAUGCAACUAGAAUGGAUAUUACUUCCCUUUCACCAGGAAAUGUGGAUCUUUCUACUUCCUACCACCGUUUGCUUUGUAGCUGCCAUUUUAGUGACACCUCCAAUUCUGGUCUCUAUCUUUUCCAACUUCAGCCUGCGUCAGGAAACUCGGUUCCUGCUCCUCGGAAAUGCUCUGAUAUCAGAUUUGAUAUACCUGUUUUUAUACACUAUGAGCAGCAUAUGUAACAUGACCAGCCUACAUGUCUCAGAACACUUGUGUGCACUGCUUCUGUUUUCACUGGCUGUAACCUACGGUGGUGGCGUCCUCACAGCAGGAGGAAUGGUGGUGGACACAUACUUGGCCAUUCUGUGGCCUCUACAUUACUUGACCGUUCUACCUCCAUCAAGAACUAAAAAGUUGAUCAUCUUGCUGUGGUUCUUUUCGUGCCUCUUUGCUGGUGUCUUGUUUUUAGUCUUGUACUUUACAAAGAAACCUGCUCCAUGCCAGUAUAGUUUGUGUUCUCUACCAGUCAUAUUUCUUAUGACGUUACACGGUGACCAGGCUAUCAGGCUGUGUCAUAUUUUUUUUAUCACUGGUUUCAUUUUAUUCUUUUCAUUGAUUUUGUGCUGCUACAUAUUCUUGUGCUACAAAACCAGAGAACGUGGCUUGUGGAAAGGUGCUUCGUCUAGGGCGAGUGUCACGUUCCUGAUGCAUCAUAUCAUCCUAGGGUCCUACUUCCUCCCUCUUCUUCUUCUGUUGGCAGAAUCCUUACUGUACAUUAAUCAGGUUAUAAGUCUAAAGACAGGAAUGCUGAUCACAUUGACAAUCUGCAAUGUCCUUAUAGUCUUGCCUAAGGGUGUGUCUCCAUACCUAUAUGGGUUCAGAUACAGGGAGAUAUAUAGAUCUCUCAGGUUAUUCUGCAAAUUUAAGCGGCGCAGUCUUGUAGCACCAGGUAAAACAUACACUUGA
Bufo bufo (common toad) is the source of this 1035-nucleotide messenger RNA. RefSeq names its product probable G-protein coupled receptor 148. Gene Ontology annotation, biological process: G protein-coupled receptor signaling pathway. The record is from RefSeq and is a predicted model, not a curated record. The transcript has a single exon. Gene Ontology annotation, cellular component: membrane. Gene Ontology annotation, molecular function: G protein-coupled receptor activity. Lineage: Eukaryota; Metazoa; Chordata; Amphibia; Anura; Bufonidae. The coding region runs from base 1 to 1035 and encodes 344 amino acids.